Molecule: messenger RNA, 1635 nt
Organism: Phragmites australis (common reed)
Lineage: Eukaryota; Viridiplantae; Streptophyta; Magnoliopsida; Poales; Poaceae
Product: histone deacetylase 2
Exons: 13
Coding region: 276-1322 (348 amino acids)
Molecular function (GO): histone deacetylase activity
Source: RefSeq, a predicted model, not a curated record
GAUCGCAGAAAAGAAAGACAGGCAACAACGUGAAUACUACAUUUUUGCCCUUGUAUCUGGCUGAUUAAACUCAUCGUUCUCCGCUGUUCCUCUCCGAGGUAGGCGCUCUCCCGAAUCCUGACUCCCGGCACCGCAUCGCUGUUCCUCUCCUCCGCGGCAACCGCGCGCUAAAGCGGCGGCAGAAUUCCCUGGCCGGAGGCGCAGGCCGCGCGCUGCGACCAUUCGGCUCCUCCCCUUCCCCACCCGCUCCCUCUCCCUCUCCCGCCGGCUGUGUGAUGGCUUCCUCCGCGCCGGCGCCCGCCCCGGCGGAGCCUCUCCGCCGCAACCGCAUCCUCUCCAGUAAGCUCUACCUCGAAGUCCCCGCCUCAAAGGCGCCGGUGGUGUACUCGCCAGCCUACGACAUCGCCUUCCUCGGAAUCGAGAAGCUGCACCCGUUUGAUUCCUCGAAAUGGGGCCGCAUCUGCAAGUUCCUCACCAAAGAAGGGUACCUGGCGAAGUGCCGAGUCGUGGAGCCAUUGGAAGCCUCCAAGGAGGAUUUGCUAGUGGUGCACUCGGAGGCAUACCUGAGCAGCCUCAAAAGCAGCUUCAGGGUUGCCUCUAUUGUAGAGGUCCCCCCUGUGGCGCUUGUUCCUAAUUGGCUUGUGCAGCGAAAGCUACUAUACCCUUUCCGGAAGCAGGUUGGUGGUUCCAUUUUAUCAGCCAAACUUGCGCUUGAGAGAGGAUGGGCCAUUAAUGUUGGUGGAGGAUUUCACCACUGUUCGGCAGAGGAAGGAGGUGGAUUUUGUGCGUAUGCUGAUAUUUCUCUCUGCAUCCAGUUUGCUUUUGUCCGUCUAAAUAUUUCAAGAGUAUUGAUCAUAGAUCUGGAUGCCCACCAAGGAAAUGGCCAUGAAAAAGAUUUUGCUAAUGAUGGAAGGGUUUACACUUUGGACAUGUACAAUGCUGGAAUUUAUCCCUUCGAUCACGUUGCUAAGCGGUACAUUGAUCAAAAAGUUGAAUUAGUUAGUGGGACAAAAACAGAUGAAUAUUUGGAGCAACUUGACAAGGCUCUCGAGGUCUCCAAAAGUAGAUUUCAGCCCCAGUUGAUUGUUUACAAUGCUGGGACAGACAUCCUGGAUGGUGAUCCAUUGGGUAGAUUAAGGAUAAGUCCUGAUGGUGUGGUGACUAGAGAUGAGAAGGUGUUUAGGUUUGCAAGAGACCAAAACAUUCCCCUGCUCAUGCUGACGUCAGGAGGCUACAUGAAGUCAAGCGCUCGAGUGAUUGCAGACUCGAUCAUCAAUCUCUCGAAUAAAAACUUGAUACAACUAGGUAGCCAGCUGGGUUGAGCGAGCACAUGCCAUGUGUGUUUAUCGUGUAUAUAUCCUUUGUAUAAGUUUAUACCUUUUUUCCAGAGACGGACAACAUAUAAGCAACAAAAAGGGGUUCUUAAUCUGUAUAAGAUACUGGGGUUUCUUGGCUGUACAAUGUCAAUGUACAUAAAGCGCUGCACAAAGGGACAUACCUGAAGGUUGGCAGCUGACACAGAGCAAAGGAGAUUUCCCAUACAAGCAGUGGUGUUCUUGGCAAUUGCUUCGAUGUCUGUAUGUGCUUUGCAGCUUGUGGUGUCAUACUUUGCAGUGAUGUGGUCUAUUGCUUCAA